This is a messenger RNA of Lolium rigidum, 447 nucleotides long. RefSeq lists its product as uncharacterized. NCBI's taxonomy places the organism in Eukaryota, Viridiplantae, Streptophyta, Magnoliopsida, Poales, Poaceae. The transcript is spliced from 2 exons. Bases 1 to 360 code for a protein of 119 amino acids. The record is from RefSeq and is a predicted model, not a curated record.
AUGGCAGCGAAACCGGCGAGCACCGAGGAGCAAUCCAAGCCGAUCUCCCUCCUGGAGAAAGGCGUGGCGACGGAGGAGGUGCAGAUCAUCAAGAACUACCUCCUGGCGGCACUCAUCAAGCAUGCCUUCAACUUCUUCUCCCUGGCGACUGUUGCUGGUUAUAUCUUCCUCUUUUGGGGGACCCUCAAGUUUUACCCACUAUUUUACGCGGUGCUGUUGAUCCUUCUCAUGACGCCCUAUUUCUGGUUGAUGCUCAAGGCGCUACCCAUUCUCAAGAUAUUCUACACCGAGAAGUAUGCCAUGGUAUCCGUCGAUGCUCAUGAUAUCACCUGCGAUGCGCCGCUUGUUGACAAGAUGUAAAGCCUUGCAUGAAUAAGGUUGUUCUGUCUCAUGGAUGCAUUUCCCAAAUGUCUUGGAACCAGUCUAGUACCUUUUUUUUCUAGUACC